Durotheca rogersii is the source of this 1688-nucleotide messenger RNA. RefSeq lists its product as uncharacterized. The transcript is spliced from 2 exons. Gene Ontology annotation, molecular function: oxidoreductase activity. The record is from RefSeq and is a predicted model, not a curated record. The coding region runs from base 1 to 1344 and encodes 447 amino acids. NCBI's taxonomy places the organism in Eukaryota, Fungi, Ascomycota, Sordariomycetes, Xylariales, Xylariaceae.
AUGCGCCAGCCGGACAAGACCGUGCUCCGGGGCGGGACCUCCCUCCCGCGACCCUUCGCCUCCGGCCCGCCUCCCCUCCAGCACCAGCUGCGUGAGCGCGAAGCACCAGCGCGCGCUGCCGGCACCGGCACCCCGAAACGCGGGCGCCCGCGGUCGCGCGCCCUGCUCGUCGGCGCGGGCUUGUGCGCGGGCGUGGGCGCCUGCCUCGCGCUGCUGCGCGGCGGGGGCGGGCCGGACAACGACAUCCUCAGCGCGACAGACUUCCGGGCGUUUGCGAUCGUGGCGCGGGAGGCGGUCUCGCCGUCGGCCUUCGAGCUCGCGGUGCGCGCCGACGGCCCCGGCGCGGGCAGCGGUCCCUCGCCGGCGCUGGCUCGCGCGCGCGCCCACGGGCUCUGGUCCGUCGAGGUCAAGCAGCCGCAGCUGCAGAUCGCGCGGCACUACACGCCGCUGCCCUCGCCGCGGCGUUGCGGCGACGAUGGCGACGAUGGCGACGACGACGACGACGACGACAACGGCCGCACUCUCCGCUUCCUCGUCCGCCGCGUCGCCGGCGGCGAGGUGUCGACGUACCUGUCGAAGCUGCGCGUCGGCGACCGCGUCUGGCUGCGCGGGCCGCACCUCGGGUUCGACGUCGGGCGGCGGCGAGGCGGCGCGGGGAACGUCGUCUUCCUCGCCGGCGGCACCGGCAUCGCGCCCGCGCUGCAGAUCGCGGCGCGGCUCCUCGACGGCGGCAGCGAGCAGGGGGGUCCCCCCGACGUAUCGGUGUCGAUCCUCUGGGCGAACCGAUAUGCCGCCGAUGCCCUGGGCCGCCCGCAGGCACGCGGUGGCGCCAGCAGCCUCCCCCGCUGGUGGUGGUCUCUGGGCCGCAGUCAGGUGCCCGAGAUAGCCGAGGCGGCGGGCGCGGACUCGGUGCUGGCGCACCAGAUCCGCGGCCUACAACGACGGCACCCAGACCACUUCCACAUCGCGUACUUCGUCGACGACGAGGGGACCGCGAUCGGAGCGCGGGAUGUGCGGCUCGCGUGUGACUCCGGCGCCUCGCCGGUGCAACUACCGCCCGCGAACCCCUCCUGCCCCUGGCACAGCCCCGCGGCGCUCGAGCAGCUGCCCGACGACAAGGACGCGGGGCGCCACCGCGAGGGGUGUGUCUGCCGCGGCCCGGGGGUCGGGGCAGACUUGCUCUGCGUGUCGGGCCCCGACGGCUUCGUCGCCGCGUACGGGGGGCCGAAGGUCUGGCGCGACGGCGCCGAGACCCAGGGCCCGGUGCGCGGGAUGCUGGGGCAGAUACUGGCCGAGGAAGAAGAGAAGGGGAACAUGAGGAAUUGGCUUGUGCUGAAGCUAUAGGCUAGGCUGUUCGUUUGUGAGCAAACGCGCCCGCACUAUAGGCUGAACUAUGGAAUAGGUACCUCUCUCUACCGGCAUAUAUGCACAUGGAAGCAGAGGGGGGCGCGAGGUAGCAUGGGGGGGAUAGAUGUAUAGACACUACCGCCCGGAUAUAUACCCGGACGAGGAGGUAUAGACGGGUUGCGGAGGCAUGGCCAUACGUGCAACGACGAAAUAAAUAAACAAUGACAGGCUGAGAUGCCAUUUCACAUGUACAUAUACCUAUCCUCUAACUGAUUAUGCCGAUAUCUUACCGUCAUAACAACUAUCAUCACUUUCUGCAGCCCCUCAGGUGCAGGGCCCCU